Messenger RNA from Pseudozyma flocculosa PF-1, 2838 nucleotides. RefSeq lists its product as uncharacterized. The transcript has 2 exons. Lineage: Eukaryota; Fungi; Basidiomycota; Ustilaginomycetes; Ustilaginales; Ustilaginaceae. The record is from RefSeq and is a predicted model, not a curated record. Bases 1 to 2838 code for a protein of 945 amino acids.
AUGGACGGCUACGUCUCCGCCUACUGGCUCUACAAGCGCGACACGGAUCGCUGCGCCAGCUGGCUGGCCACCACGGCGCUCUCGCUCGGCUUCCCGCGCAAGCGCUUCACCGCGGCCGAGGUCGACCCGCGCAAGAAGGUGUCGACGUUCACCGUCAGCUCCGGCUGCAGCCACGGCGGCCCGACAGACGCCAUGCCGCAGUACCGCUACGUCCUCAGGAUCCCGCAGUUCAUCGAGCUCGCCCGCUACAUCGCCGACAAGCGCCAUGCGGUGCCGCCCGCCAAGCUGCGCCUCAUCCGACGCUGCAUCUCGCGCCGCAUUGCCUACCUCAAGGCGUUCGAGGACCAGGGCCAGCUCUGCGACAAGCACGUCUACUUCGUCGAGGUGCUUGCCGAGGUCUUCCAGAUCCUGCAGCCCUGCGAGGAAACGGACAAGGACGAAGGCGGCAACGGCGACAACGAGGAGCAUCCGCAACAGGCGGCAGGAUGGAAGAAGAUCCGAGCCAAGAGGGGCGCCAAGAAGCGCGGCAGAAGCCAGCAUAGGGCCAAGGCGUACAGCGAGCCUCGCACGGACAGCAGCGGCGAUGACGCCUCGUCCGGCCACCUCUUUGGCCGACUGCACCUCUUCGCAGAGAGCGACGGGGAGCGCGGCAGCAGCGAAGACGAAGAUACCGACAGCGACGCCGGAGAGACGCUCCUGUACCGCAUCGAGGACAAUGUUGACGAGGCGUUGUGCGCCUUCAUGGCCUUCUACACCGACCUCAACGACGUCCGCGCCUUUCUACGCCAGCUGUGGAGCGACUACCGCCAGCGCAAGAUGGACCUCGUCACCGCCUCGCUGACGACCAACACGGCGUUUCAGCUGGUGGCCAAGGCGCACAACGACAUCGUCGAGCGCUACCGAGACCUCUUCGCUGAUCCGAGCGCCAUCCUCGAGGCCCUGUUCGACUACGCGCUGGACCUGCCCGCCGGAAAGGACCUGGACGACGGCGGCGAGGAGCUCGACGACGGCAACAGCACAGGAUGCCGCGUAAAGGCUCAUGAAGAUGCCCGCACGACGGUCGAGGAACACUUCUUCCUGCUGCCGUUCCGCGUUCUGAGCGACUGGCGGGCGGACAGGCUAGACGAUGACGACUGUCACGAGCCCUCUCUGGAAGGCCUGUUCGACGCCGAAGCGCCUGGAUUCGAUGUGGCCCUGCUCUCGCACGCGCAGCGACGGCGACUGGAUCAAGACCUCCUUUACGCCGCUCUGAACGACUUUGCCACCUUUGACGACGCGACUGUCCGAGCCGGGGAUCUCGAUGCGCUGCAGUUGCUCGAAGCCAACGACGAGAUCCCUGACGAUCUGAAGCGCUCGUUGAAGCAGCACCUGCAGCAGACCAAGGACCGCAUACGCAGAGUUCUCGGUCCGUCCAAGGCCCUCGACGCCAGCGGCAACAGCCCCGACGCCCUGACGCGCGAGAUGAGCCACUUUCUGCGUUCGACGGACGGGCCAUCGCUCCUCUUGGCCUUCGAGAUGCAGGUCUACCUCGACAUCAACCACGUUCUGCAGCACGACAACCGCCGCGGACGCGUCGAGGCCUUUACGUGCCUGCACCAUCUCGAACUGACGCUCAACGAGGCCCUGCGGAACAAGUGCGAGCCCAACCGGUGCAAAGUCCACCACGAGGACCAGGAGCUGGCGAUCAUUUUGAUCCGUGAGCUGGUGCAAGAGCUGCUCAAGCGCUGCCACCACGCCUGCACGGACCGAUCGUGCUGCCACGCGGAUUAUCUCUGCUCUCCGGCUACGAGGCAACCUUUCCUCGACCGCCAUCCGAUCUUCUGCGGCCUGCAGACGUUCAGGGGGCUCCUCAAGCUGCGCGAAACGGGCGCGGAAGUCGCUCGAUGCAGUGGCUUGGCGCUGGCCGCCCUCCAUCUCUUCACGGCCUGCAAGGGCUACCUGACAGCUGGGCAGUCCCCCCUCGACGGCUUUGCAUGGCCGGACAUGGAGCAGAUCGUCCGGCUGCGCGGGCCGGAGCAGCUCUUCGGGGGCAGCAGCCCGCCGACCACGGCGCGUCUAUUGCGGUCGGCAAGGAUGGGCAGGAGGGCAGAGGUCGAGCCGCAGCUGAACCGCUUCGCCAAUGAUGCGACCUUUGUGUCCAUCUUCGAGGGCAUCUCUUGCACCUGCCGCGACCAUCGCACGGCGGUGCUCCAGGCCGACAUCAACAACGGGACGGUGCAGAAGCUCCUCGCGAGCUCGAAGGCCAAGCAGCUGCGCGUGACGCAGAGGGCCACAGUCGCCCAAAGCGCCCACAGCCGACCGGCGAAGCUGCCCACCCAGCACAGAGGAAGGUCGAAGUCGAAACGCAGCCUCGCGAUUGUGGAACUGCUCGACAUCCUCGCCGAGGGCCUUUGCUCCGACAUGCCAGGACUCUGCUUCGACCACAUCGGACUCAACACGCGCUGUUCGCGCGUCUUCGAGGCCGUCUAUGCCGCGCUGCAAAAGGAGAGCAAGGUGCUGAUGCGGGAGCCGGCUUUCCCGCACUGCUUCUCACCCAUGAAGGCCGUCGUCGAGACGCUGAUCACGCUCGACUGGUGGAACGGCCGGUACCGCGAGAUGCCCGACGUCUUUCAGUCCCUCGUCGACGAGCAGCGUGAGGCCAUGGAACGCGUGGCUGCCGUCAUGCGCGCUGCCGCGGUCGAGGUCGGGAUCGACAUUUCGUGCUUAGGGCUCUGGGCCACUCUGACGUGCCUUGGCUAUCCAAUGGGGUCCAAGGUCGAAGAAGGUCCCAGCACCGCGCGCGAUGAGCGCCAAGACGGCCGAGAGACCGGCCAGAACGACCGCGGUCCCGAGCGCUGA